Messenger RNA from Protobothrops mucrosquamatus (brown spotted pit viper), 1383 nucleotides. Its product is annotated as patatin-like phospholipase domain-containing protein 7. The annotation marks the transcript as partial. Gene Ontology annotation, biological process: lipid metabolic process. Gene Ontology annotation, cellular component: endoplasmic reticulum. Gene Ontology annotation, molecular function: phosphatidylcholine lysophospholipase A1 activity. Lineage: Eukaryota; Metazoa; Chordata; Lepidosauria; Squamata; Viperidae. The transcript is spliced from 12 exons. The record is from RefSeq and is a predicted model, not a curated record.
UUGCUGUAUCGAGAAGACGGGCCUCUCCCUUCCCGGACGGUGGAGUGGCUCAACAUGCGCAGCUGGUGCUCGGCCCACCUUCACCUCCGCUGCCCUCGCCGAGUCUUCUCCCGGCGGAGCCUGCCCAAACUGAAAGAAAUGUAUGAACGCGUCUUCCAGAAACCUGCAGACAGACACUCCGACUUCUCCCGGCUAGCUCGCGUCUUGACGGGGAAUGCCGUGGCUUUGGUCCUCGGAGGAGGUGGCGCACGAGGAUGUUCCCAAGUCGGGGUGAUCAGAGCGCUGAACGAGGCUGGAAUCCCCGUUGACAUGAUUGGCGGCACGUCCAUCGGCUCCUUCAUGGGCGCCCUGUACGCGGAAGAGCGAAGCUACACCCAGAUGCGGAUCAAAGCCCGGCAGUGGGCCAUGAAUAUGAACUCGGUGCUGAAAACGGUUCUGGAUUUGACCUACCCCAUCACCUCCAUGUUCUCCGGAGCCUCCUUCAACAACGGGGUCUGCAACAUCUUCAGAGAUAAGCAGAUCGAGGAUCUCUGGAUUCCUUUCUUCAUCAUCACCACAGACAUCACGGCCUCGGCUAUGAGGGUCCACACCGAUGGUUGCCUGUGGCGCUACAUCAGGGCCAGUAUGUCUCUCUCUGGUUACUUGCCCCCUCUCUGUGAUCCCAAAGACGGUCAUCUCCUAAUGGAUGGUGGUUACAUCAACAACCUGCCAGCGGACGUUGCACGCUCCAUGGGAGCCAAGAUCGUCAUUGCCAUCGACGUGGGCAGCCGAGACGAGACGGAUCUCACCAAUUACGGCGACGCUCUUUCCGGCUGGUGGCUGCUGUGGAAGCGGUGGAACCCGUUAGUGGAGAAAGUGAAGGUGCUGAACAUGGCCGAGAUCCAGACUCGGCUGGCCUACGUCUGUUGCGUCCGGCAGUUGGAGAUGGUCAAGAACAGCGACUAUUGCGAAUAUAUCCGUCCGCCUAUCGAUCGCUACGGGACGCUGGACUUUGGGAAAUUCGAUGAAAUCUGUGAAGUCGGCUACCAGCACGGGAAGACGGUUUUUAACGUUUGGUGCCGGAGUGGGGUCCUGGAGAAGAUGCUGAAGGACCGGCAGGAAGGCUGCCAGUCUAAACCCUCCUGUUACGUGACCUGCCCCACCACCUCUUUCACGGAUUUGGCUGAAAUCGUCUCCCGAAUUGAACCGGUGAAGGCCAUCCUUGUGGACGACGAAUCCGACUACCAGACCGAAUACGAAGAGGAGGUUUUUGACAGCCAGAAGGACGACUACGUCAGUUUCCUGACCAGCGAGACGGAAAUAUAUACGGAUUCCCAGGAUCAAGAAAUCCGGCUAAGGCGGCCUGUCCGUGGCGACUCGGAAGACAGCCAACUGGCAGCCUAA